Molecule: messenger RNA, 942 nt
Organism: Cynocephalus volans (Philippine flying lemur)
Lineage: Eukaryota; Metazoa; Chordata; Mammalia; Dermoptera; Cynocephalidae
Product: olfactory receptor 13F1
Exons: 1
Coding region: 1-942 (313 amino acids)
Biological process (GO): detection of chemical stimulus involved in sensory perception of smell; G protein-coupled receptor signaling pathway
Cellular component (GO): plasma membrane
Molecular function (GO): G protein-coupled receptor activity; olfactory receptor activity
Source: RefSeq, a predicted model, not a curated record
AUGUUCCAGGCAAAUUGGACGUCUGUAACAGUUUUUUUCUUCAUGGGAUUUUCCCACUACCCCAAUGUUGAGAUCAUCUUAUUUGUAUUGUGUUUGCUGAUGUACCUGAUCACCUUGCUGGGAAAUACUAUUCUGAUCUUCAUCACCAUCCUGGAUUCCCACCUGCACACCCCCAUGUACUUCUUCCUCAGCAACCUCUCCUUCCUGGACAUCUGGUACACCUCUUCUGCACCCACCCCAAUGUUGACAAAUUUUAUUUCAGGGAAAAACACCAUCUCAUUGUCAGGAUGUGCCACUCAGAUGUACUUCUCUCUUGCCAUGGGCUCCACUGAGUGUGUGCUCCUGUCCAUGAUGGCAUAUGACCGGUAUGUGGCCAUCUGCAACCCCCUAAAAUACCCCAUCAUCAUGAACAGGAGGGUCUGUGUGCAGAUUGCAGCUGGCUCCUGGGUGACAGGAUGCCUCACUGCCCUGGUGGAAACGAUGUCUGUCCUGCUGCUGUCUCUCUGUGGUAAUAACAUUAUCAAUCACUUCACUUGUGAAAUUCUGGCUGUCCUGAAAUUGGCUUGUGUGGACACCUCCAUGGUGCAGUUAACCAUGCUAGUGAUCAGUAUACUUCUUCUUCCAGUUCCAAUGUUCCUCAUUUGUAUCUCGUACGCAUUCAUCCUCUCUAACAUCCUGAGAAUCAGCUCAGUGGAUGGUCGAAGCAAAGCCUUUUCAACGUGUGCAGCCCACCUGACUGUGGUGGUUCUAUUCUAUGGGACAGCUCUCUCCAUGUACCUGAAGCCUUCAGCUGUAGAUUCACAGGAAAUAGAUAAAUUUAUGGCUUUAGUAUAUGCUGGAUUAACCCCCAUGCUAAAUCCUAUCAUCUAUAGUCUACGGAACAAAGAGGUGAAAGUGGCUGUGAAAAACUUGCUGAUUAGAAAUCUCUUAAUACUGUCUUAA